Empidonax traillii (willow flycatcher) is the source of this 5371-nucleotide messenger RNA. RefSeq names its product cysteine and histidine rich domain containing 1 (gene CHORDC1). The transcript has 11 exons. Bases 39 to 1034 code for a protein of 331 amino acids. The record is from RefSeq and is a predicted model, not a curated record. NCBI's taxonomy places the organism in Eukaryota, Metazoa, Chordata, Aves, Passeriformes, Tyrannidae.
CGCCGGCCUGCCGGGCUCCGCAGUGCAGCGCUGCUGCCAUGUCGCUGCUCUGCUACAACCGGGGCUGCGGGCAGCGCUUCGACCCCGAGAGCAACACGGAGGAUUCAUGCACAUACCAUCCAGGUGUGCCAGUCUUUCAUGAUGCUCUCAAAGGUUGGUCAUGCUGUAAGAGAAGAACAACAGACUUUUCUGACUUCUUAAGCAUUGUGGGCUGUACAAAGGGUCUCCAUAACAGCGAGAAACCUCCUGAACCUGUUAAACCGGAAGUCAAAACUACCUCUGAACGAAAGGAGCUAUCUGAACUGAAACCCAGAUUUCAAGAACACAUAAUUCAGGCACCAAAACCAUUGGAAACAAUUAAAAGGCCGAGCCCAGAUGAACCAAUGACAAAUUUGCAGCUGAAAGUGUCAGCUUCCUUGAAGCAAGCUCUUGAUAAACUGAAAUUGUCAUCAGAAAACGAAGGGAAAAAAGAGGAAGAUAGUGAUGAAAUCAAGAUUGGGACGGCAUGUAAAAAUGCAGGCUGUUCAAAAACGUACGAAGGACCACAGAGCACAGAAGAAGUAUGUAUAUACCAUUCCGGUGUACCUAUAUUCCAUGAAGGGAUGAAGUAUUGGAGCUGUUGUAAAAGAAAAACUUCUGACUUCAAUACGUUUUUAGCUCAAGAAGGCUGUGCAAGAGGAGCACACGUAUGGACUAAAAAGGAUGCGGGUAAGAAGGUGGUUCCAUGCAGGCACGAUUGGCACCAGACCGGAGGAGAAGUGACUAUUUCUGUGUAUGCUAAAAAUUCUGUUCCUGAUCUGAGCUAUGUAGAAGCAAAUAGCACAAUGGUAAAUAUGCAUAUUGUGUUUGAAGGAGAAAAGGAAUUUCAUCGCAGUGUGAAGUUAUGGGGAGUAAUUGAUGUAAAGAGAAGUUAUGUGAACAUGACAGCUACAAAGAUUGAACUCACUAUGAGAAAAGCAGAGCCCCUGUUAUGGGCAAGUCUUGAAUUACCAGUAUCCGACACACAACCAAAACAAGAGAGUUCGGAUCAAUAACGAUUCCAAGAGACAAGUUAUUUCCCAUUAUGAAGUGGUGACUUGCUACUGUAAUCAAAUAUUUAACUUUUAUAUAGAUUUUUUUUUUAAAUGCUAGAUCAUAUGUUCCCUUCUACAAAGAAAUUUGAUGCACAGUAAAUGGGGGUGUAAACUUGAAACGUAAUAGCUAUUUCUGCUCUUGCUCCCAAGAGUAUAUUUAUGCUAGAUGAAGUGUCUCCGUGGGAAUUUAGAGUUAAAAAGAGCUAUUGCCCUUUGCUUGCAACCUUACCUACCAAUGCACUAUCCCAGUAGAUGUUCUUAGUUCAGAGUGUGUGUGUUAGUUUUUCAGCUCAUCGGUUUAGACUUAAAGUACUCGGUAGCCCAUGUUAAAUUUAACACUGUUCAUUCUGAAGCAUACAGUAAUGCAGAUACAAAAAUCUGAGUUUGAAUUGGUUAGCAUGCAGUUCUACAUCUAGAAUAAAUGGUUACAUAAACAUAAGAUGAAAUAACACUUACAGACUUGCACUUCUGUCUUCUGAAAUGAACAUUUGUUUCAGUACCUCUUGGCUAUGGAGGGAUGGAAUAAAUGGUGUUUUCUAAGGAUUUCAGUACUUACUGACUCUUGCUGUCUUUCAUGUAUAAAAGCAGGAGAUCAGGUUAAAAUAAAAAAAAAAAAAGUUGGUGAGAAGAGAUUUUUUUUUUUAUUUUAUUUUAAGGGUUAAAUAUAAAAGUGAAUGGACAGUGAAAUGGCUGGAUAAAUUAGCAUUUCAGCUGUGAAGAGUACACAAACAGCAGACUAUUGUAAAAUUACCAAAGUGCUGUAUAUAUUUCAUGGUCUUCAGAAUGUGUAUUCUGUCCUAUUCUACAACGUUAAAAAUCCCAAGACUUCCUUCAAAGUGGGUAUGUGUAUUAUGUGUAGUAUGAAAAGCCAGGACACACUGUAGGUGUCUUGGGAAAAUUAUUUCCAUAUAGAUAGAUUUUGACUCUGAAGUAUGGUAAUCUUAAGAAUUUCAUUUAUCUGCAGGAUAUAUCUUAGGAGAAAUAACAAGCUUUAAAAUGUCUGUCUCAAAUUUUAAUUGUACCUUUGAAUUAAAAUAUUUUUUAAAAAUAUUAUUUCCUUGAACAAGCUGUAAUUAGAAUUUAAGACCUUAUUUUUGUUUUCAGUUCUUCAUCACUAAAGAUAUGUGGCUGAAAACAGGAUAGUUGCAAAGAUAAGAUUUUUAUCCAAACAGCAACUCAUGAAGUAAUGUUGCUUUCUCUUUUUGCUUGGAAUAUUUUCUUAAUUUUGCUUGCAGCUGAAAUAAAAAUAACGUUUUGCUAUAUGUCAUACCAAAUGCAGAUCAUUAUUUAUUGUGCCAAAUCCUAUAUAUGUAAACAAGUAGUCCUGUGGACUGUUAAAACGUGUGGAUGCUCACCUACCAGCAUUUGCAGAAUUGACAUAAUCCCAAGAGAAACACAGGACAUAGUAAAGGUUUUCUGAAGUAAAAUAUGGAUUUCUAAGAAUCUUGUUGUUUUCCAACGGGUAUAAUUUGACUUGAGCUCAGAUUUCUGUCUCUAACAGUACUUGAAAUCCUACUUCAUGAUUAAAGUAGUAGGAAAUACAUUACCAAAGAAACCAUCCCCAAACACCAAGAAAGUAAUACCAGUGAUGUGUAUAUGAAAUUUGUUUUGGUGCUUCUUUACCGUCAUUUCCUUAUUUGCUUGGAGGGAGCAUAGUUGCAUACUCCCUUGGACCCCUAUUAAAAAUUCCAGCUCUAGGUUCUGCUGAAUAGAUUCUGUUAACCUCUGAUAAUGCUUUUUUUUCCCCUUUUCUUUUUUUUUUCUUUAUAUAAAUUUGAAAAAGUCAGGUACCGUGAAGUGAUAGCGUACAAGCUUACAAAAAUGUGUGCCUACCAAGUGAUCCUCAAAAGGUUAAACAGAUAUUCCUGGAGGUGUUCUGAACCAACAAGUGGAGCACUUAUUAGUAUAAUACUGAGAACAAUCACUUGAGUGGAUGAAAAAAUUCUAGUUUAGCUGCAGCUACUAGUAUGCCAUAUGUGUUUGUGUGUGCAGAACUCUGAACUUGGAAAACAAAAUAAGUAGUGCUUAAAUGCCAGGGUAAAGUUCUUAUUUAAGAAGCAAGUUCAAACAUGUCUAUCCAUAUGGGUAUAUAAAUACCCUAAAUAUGUUGAAAAAAUGUGAAAGACAUAUUUUCACUUUAUUUUCAUCCUCACAUGCAGUAGGCUUACAUGUAGUUUUUAAAAAACUACAAGGGAAAUGGAAUUCCUUGGGAAAACAGAAUUCCUGUUUUUAAAUAAGUCAUAAUCUGCCUUGGUAUACUAAAUCAUAAACAGAGAUAUAAGUGUGAAUGAAUGGACCAUCAGCUGUUAAUACUGCAUGCUUUUGGACCCAGUAAAUGUUACACUCUUUCAAACUACACUCUGCUGGUAGAUGAGUCACCUUGGCCAUAAGUAGGAAAAAGCUCCUGUAAACACAGUUCCUCCUGUAAACACAGUUCCUCCAUUUUGCUUUUGCUUUUUAUUCAUUUCUUCCAGUCUUCUGCUGUUGUUCAUACGUUCAGCACAAAACUCAAGAUACUUCAAAAGUUCUAUAAUGACUUUUUCCAUCAGUGGCAAUAAAACCACUUUUAAAAUUCACCUGUUUAAAAAAGUAAGAAAACAAACAACCCGUAAAAACUCCAGCAGCUUUGAUCAGGCAAGAAGGUAUAGGUUUUACAGUAAUUACUGAGCUUUUCAGAAUAAGAAGAUAAACUUUCAGAUGGUCUAGACUGCCAUAAGUCUGUUUAACUGCAGUAAUUCUUAGCAGUUUUUUGGAACCAUAUGUCUACAUCCAUCAUCAAGCUGCAAGAGCUGUAUCACUGAAUUUGGGUGUUUUGAGCAGUUGCUCACAACAGGCUUGAACACACCAAUGGCUGAUCUUGGUAUGUCAUGCAGUGACAUCUUGACAUGAAUAGUGGUAGCUGACACUUACAUGGAAUAUUGUGUUGGCUGUAAAUUUUAUUAAAAAAUGCAGGGAGAAGGUGAGGCCAACUGUACCAUACUAAACCAAUCUUGAUGCUUCCUCAAAAGCAAGAUUUUCAAAGUAAGCAAAGUGAGUUUUGAUUGCAGACUUUCACCUAAUAAUAGUGAAACUAAAUGGCGAACAAGUAUGAACAGGAAUACUUGGUGUUACAUUUAUCCUUUUUUUAUGUUUUCAGUUGUGCUGUAUUUUUCAAGUUGAUUAACUUGAUGCAGUCUAGGUAUAUUUUUAUAAUAACAAGUCUUUAAAAGCUGUAAUAUGCUUCAGUAUGGGUUUACAUGUUACACAUGUACACAGCAUGUUACAUGUGUCAGAACUGACUGUCCAGGUGCUUAUAAAACUUUACCUUCACAAUCUUUUCUUAAUAUGAAAAAUUGUAUGGAUGUACAAGUCUGUGACAGCAAUCUUAAUAAUUUCACUCAUGUAUAAGCCCGUUUUCCUACCUAACAUUACGCAUUUCCUACCUAACAUUACAUCCCAGGUAACAACUGAUGGGAUGAGAGAAAACGGACUCAAGUUGCAUCAGGGGAGGUUUAGAUUAGAUAUUAGGAAAAAUGCUUUCCAUGGAAAGGGUUGUCAAGCAUUGGAACAGGCUGCCCAGGAAAGCAGUGUAGUCACCAUCCCUGGAGCUGUUUGAAAAACAUGUGAAUGUGGCAUUUAAGGACAUGACUUUAGUGGUGAACAUGGUGGUGGUGCUGCCUUGACAAUUGAUGAUCUUAGAGAUUUCUCCAACCUUAACAAUUCUAUGAUUCUGUGAUCUUGUAUCUGUAACAAUAUUUCUUCCAGGAGUUGGAAUUUAUGUUUAUUGUUAAUAUACUGUUAAGCACUGGGCUGUUCAGCUACUCUGACUCUUAGGUCAUACAUGGCACUGAUAUAACUUGACAAGAAAAACUUCCAUUGGAUGGUAUUCUGGAUCAUAUACAUUAUCAAGUCACCAUUUCAGUAGCUUAGAAGUUAGUUUUACUAGGAAUUUUGCCUUGGGGAAAAAAAAAAUCUAUGUAUUCUACAUAAUGAUGCAUUUUUGGCUUGCAUCCUUUAAACAUGGCAUGAGUACUGAUUAAAUACUGUACCUCUUACUCAUUGGUGUUUCCCAGUUUGCUACUAAAUUUUUUUAUCUCUGUUCAGGAAUGAGAUCCUUUUUAAAGUAAUGAGUUAUGUGUCUGAAACACUUUUAAGGCGGUAACAAUUUUACCAUUAUAAGAAUCAUGAGUUACGGUUGAAGGGAGAUGACUUCGCAUGGCUGAUUCUGCACAUUAAUAGAAAUUAUAUGCAGAAAUUAAUCUCAUGUCUUCAUGCUCUAUUUUUUUUCUAAAUGUAUUCAAUAAAAUUCUUAUUACAUG